Messenger RNA from Bradysia coprophila, 1082 nucleotides. RefSeq lists its product as uncharacterized. NCBI's taxonomy places the organism in Eukaryota, Metazoa, Arthropoda, Insecta, Diptera, Sciaridae. The record is from RefSeq and is a predicted model, not a curated record.
GGUCACAAGUGAUUCACUCUCAGCCAAUUGAGCGAAUACAGGUUUCAUUUACGAAGUGUGCGUCGGAAAUAUUGCAAAAAUCCGAUAUUACACAGCGAUCGAAGAUAAAUAUCAGAGGUGCACGUGAGAAAGUUGACCCAAAACAUAAGAUAUUCAAUAACAUCUCUUGUUCAUUUUUACAUCAAUCGAGAGGCAUUCGAUUGAUUUUAUUGUUUCGCAUUCAGUAACAAAAAUGGCUCUAAUCGUACUGUUCGUGCUUCUUAAUUCGCUGGUAGCAUUUUCAUCUGCCGAUGUUGCAGAAUCAUUAGCGGUGUACCAAAAGAACACAGACGGUGUAUUCACUGCAUUACAAAAUCAUUUAAAUGCACAACGUCAGGCCUACAGUCAGGCGUUUUCCAAGUUGAGUGAGGAUAUCACUCGAAGCUGUGAUGUUAGGGCUCGUGACGCACAAGAUCACGCCCAAUAUGAAUGCAGUCAACAAUUGAACGAUUUGAAUCGUCAGUUGCUAGAUGUGACCAAUCGAACCAAUUCCGAAAAGGCACGUCUGCAAAUCGAACUUCAGACACAAACUCUAAGCGCUGAUAAGCGAAUGGCGGAGACGAUUAAAAAUCAUCAACAGGAAUUGGCUCGUGUACGUUCCGAAAUGGCUGCAUCCAAUGCUCAAACGUUGAACAAUUUACGCCGCGAAUUGGAAGGUCAGAUCAGUGUUGCACAAGGUGAAGUGUUGAGAAUUCAAUCGGAACAUGAAGCUGCGUUGCGAAACAUUCAGGCUGAAUUGGAACAAACGCGAAAGGAUGGUGAGAUUCGUUACCGGAAUGUUCAGCUGGGAAUCGGACAGCAAAAUCGUAAAUUCCAAGAAAUAUUUUGAAAUGGUAUAAUCGAUGAGAUAGAGCAGACCAUGAUCAACAUAAACCAGGGACUGUAUUUGGAAAAACAUUUUCCCUCAUUUUCCUUGAAUUUGUGGGAAAAUUCAGGAAAGUUUAGUAAAAUAUGGGGAAAUGUUUGCUCAAAAAUAGUCCCUGACAUAAGAACUUUCUGAUAACUCAGGAAUUUCAAUAAAAUAUGCAGUCAAUCGAUUCGAA